Messenger RNA from Phanerochaete carnosa HHB-10118-sp, 891 nucleotides. RefSeq lists its product as uncharacterized. The coding region runs from base 1 to 891 and encodes 296 amino acids. Lineage: Eukaryota; Fungi; Basidiomycota; Agaricomycetes; Polyporales; Phanerochaetaceae. The record is from RefSeq and is a predicted model, not a curated record. The transcript has 3 exons. Gene Ontology annotation, molecular function: oxidoreductase activity.
AUGUCUGCGCCACACGAGGGCCCCACUCUGAAGCAGCAUCUCCCGAAGCAGCAGCAGGAGCUGCCAGGUCUCCAGAAGGACAUGGCGCCUGAGCCAUUCGAUACUUCACUCGAGACGGCCGGCGGUCCAAAGCAAUACAUUGGCAUAGGAAAGCUAAGAGGAAAGAAGGCCUUGAUUACUGGUGGGGAUUCGGGAAUUGGUCGCGCCGUCGCGAUCCUGUUCGCGCGAGAAGGUGCCGACGUAACGAUUGUGCAUUUGCCACAGGAGCAGAAGGACGCGGACGACACCGUCGAACACAUACGGAAGGAGGGCCGUGAGGGUCUCUCGAUUGCCUUUGACCUCGAGAACUUCAAAAACGCGAACGAGGUGAUCGACACGCACAUUCAGAAGUUCGGCAAGCUUGACAUCCUCGUGAACAACGCGAGCAAGCAGACGAUGGAAAAGGACUUUGCGAACAUCAACCUUGACAUUGUCGAGAGCACGUUCCGGAGCAACAUCCUGCAAAUGUUCGCGAUCACCAAGUUCGCGCUGCCGCACAUGGGCAAGGGCGCGUCGAUCAUUAACACGACGUCCGUAACGACCUUCAAGGGCAGCCCCGCGAUGGUGGACUACACGGCCACGAAGGGCGCCAUCGUCGGCUUCACACGCGCAUUGGCCAAGCAGCUUAUUCCCAAGGGUAUCAGGGUUAACGCAGUCGCCCCCGGUCCUGUUCACACGCCCCUCCAGCCGUCGUCCCGACCGCCUGAGCAGAUGGAGGGUUGGGGAGAGCAAUCGCAGCUCGGCAGGCCCGGACAACCAUCAGAGAUUGCUCCCACGUACGUCUUCCUUGCGAGCGCAGAAGCGGAGUUGUACUUCGGCCAGAUCCUGCACCCGUACCCGUUGGGAGAUUGA